Messenger RNA from Populus euphratica (Euphrates poplar), 1078 nucleotides. RefSeq names its product 60S ribosomal protein L7-1. Gene Ontology annotation, molecular function: structural constituent of ribosome; RNA binding. The record is from RefSeq and is a predicted model, not a curated record. The transcript is spliced from 6 exons. Gene Ontology annotation, biological process: maturation of LSU-rRNA from tricistronic rRNA transcript (SSU-rRNA, 5.8S rRNA, LSU-rRNA). Gene Ontology annotation, cellular component: cytosolic large ribosomal subunit. Lineage: Eukaryota; Viridiplantae; Streptophyta; Magnoliopsida; Malpighiales; Salicaceae. The coding region runs from base 209 to 952 and encodes 247 amino acids.
ACCCAGCAGUCUCUACAAAUCCCUUUUCAUCUUUAGUUUACCCGUUUGUUUCUUUGCCUCUACAUCGUUACAUAUUUCCGGCUUUUCUUUUUCUUUUCCUUACUCUUUCUUCUCGCUCUGGAACCAAAGAGAGGCUAAGUGGAUCGGAGGUUUCGUUUUCUUUCUUGUUUCUAUUGGAUAAGGAGGGUAGAGGAUAAAAAUAUUAGUAAUGGCAGAAGCGGAACCACUGGAGAUGGCAUAUAUAUCAGAGGUGAUAUUGAAGAAAAGGAAGCACAAGGAAGAAUCGAUUGCACUUACGAGGAAAACCCAGUUGGAGUUGGGGCAACAUGGUGGGAAUAAGAGGAAAGUGGAGGAUAUUAAAAGGCCUGAACAGCUUGUCAGGGAGUUUAGGGACAGGGAAUUGGACCUCAUCCGAAUGAAACAGAGAGCUAAGAGGGCAAAAUCAGCAUUGUCCACACCAAAUUCAAAGCUUCUAUUUGUAAUUCGUCUACAUGGCAAAAAUGACAUGCAUCCAAAAACCAGGAAGAUCUUAUACAACCUGAGAUUGACAAGAAUCUUUCAUGGUGUCUUCUUGAAGGCCAGCCCAGGGGUAUUAGAAUUGCUACAAAAGGUGGAACCAUAUGUUACUUAUGGAUAUCCAAAUGUUAAGAAUGUGAGUGAUCUGAUUUACAAGAAGGGUUAUGGAAAGAUUGACAGCAAAAGAGUUCCACUAAUUGAUAAUAACAUUAUCGAACAGGCAUUAGGGAAGUAUGGCAUUCUAUGUCUAGAAGACAUUGUACAUGAAGUUGCGAAUGCUGGUCCACACUUCAGGGAGAUCCUUAAUUUUUUGGGGUCAUUUUCACUUAACAAGCCAAAAGAAGGAUUGCAAGGGAAAAGGGCGUUAUUCAAAGAUGGGGGAGACACUGGGAAUCGUGAGAAUCAGAUUAAUGAUUUAAUUGAUAAGAUGAAUUAACAUAUAAAACAGGUCCUAUGAUGAAGUGUAAUUCUCCUAACGUUUGCCCUUCUGAGCCGUGUAUCACAGUUCUUCUGGAUUUUGAAACCUUCAUAAAUCAUUUCAGCUCUUCUGAUUUUUCUGUUU